CGGACAGUCCUUGAACGCAACGCUGUAUUCAGUACUACCAAAACUGGGGGAGGCGGUCGAGGCCGAGGGAUGAGUCGUUGAAUGAACGCCGUGAGAGGUGACUGUUCAAAAUAGUGGUGAGAGCAAGUAAGGAUGAUGCCGCAUGUUGGGGCUGUGUUUGCAGCAAUAGCAGGAGUGACAGCUGUCCUGCUACACUCCUCCAUUCACAAAAUAGAAGAAGGACACCUUGCUGUCUACUACAGGGGUGGGGCUUUACUGACGAGUCCCAAUGGUCCUGGAUAUCAUAUCAUGCUGCCAUUCAUUACCACCUACAGAUCAGUGCAGACUACACUCCAAACUGACGAGAUCAAGAAUGUUCCUUGUGGAACAAGUGGUGGGGUGAUGAUCUAUUUUGACAGAAUAGAAGUUGUCAACAUGCUGGUCACCUCAGCAGUGGUGGACAUAGUGAGGAACUACACAGCCGACUAUGACAAAACCCUGAUUUUCAACAAGAUUCACCAUGAAUUAAACCAAUUUUGCAGCGUGCACACACUCCAGGAAGUUUACAUAGAGCUCUUUGAUAUAAUUGAUGAAAACCUUAAGACUGCCUUGCAGAAAGAUCUUAAUGUGAUGGCUCCUGGACUUACCAUACAGGCUGUCCGCGUAACCAAGCCAAAGAUCCCCGAGUCUAUCAGAAGGAACUUUGAACUCAUGGAAGCAGAGAAGACUCGUCUCCUUAUUACUGCUCAGACUCAGAAGGUGGUGGAAAAGGAAGCGGAGACUGAGAGGAAGAAAGCCAUUAUCGAGGCUGAGAAGGUGGCUCAGGUAGCUGAGAUCCAGUUCCAGCAGAAAGUGAUGGAGAAAGAGACUGAGAAGAAGAUCUCGGAAAUAGAGGAUGCUGCCUUUGUGGCCAGAGAGAAGGCAAAGGCAGACGCAGAAUACUACACUGCUGCCAAGUUUGCUGAAGCAAAUCAGUUGAAGUUAACCCCCGAGUACUUGGAGCUGAUGAAGUACCAGGCCAUAGCAACUAAUAGCAAGAUCUACUUCGGGCAGGAGAUCCCCAACAUGUUUGUGGAGGGAAACCUCGGCCUGAACAGACCUGAAAAUAAUCACAAGACACACGAGCAGGACUAGUUGAAAUCUUAAGACACAUUUGUGUUGUCUUAAAUGGCAUAAAGAAAUAUUGGGAGGAUUUGACAUGAUUGAAAAGCAGUAGAAAAAGGUAAUGAAAGGGAUUUUUUAAGUGUGAGAAUGAAAACCCUGCUACAAGGUUAUCCGUAAUGUGAAAGCAAGGAGUUAAUUUGCUUGUUUAACGUUUUUUUUUUUUUUUUUUUUGGGGCUAAUGUCGUCAUAUGCAAAGAAGAUGAUUGUUGAUUCGUUUUAUUUGGACUGGAAUGUAGCGGGUGACACUAAUUAGAAACAAGAGGGGAUUUGUUUUGUGUGUAUGAGAUGUGGAUGAGGCAUUUCUUUAUUUCUUUGGUGUCUAAUUUGGCAUUUUUCGGUUGUGGUUCAAACUGCACUAUGGUGUUCGCCUGCUGCUAAAGAAAAGUGGACUUCCUCCUAAAAGUGCUAAUGAGAAUGUAAAUGGCAUACUGGCAGAAGAGCUUCCUGGUCUUGCAUAGCGCCUCUCCAUAAUCAAGGCACUAAAAAGUGCUUUGACAUUAUAUGCUAGUUUACCUGCUAAUAACAGAGCAUCUUGAGCAACGUGGGGUGCUCAAGGAUACUUAGAUGAGGUCAUCAGGUUGGGGAAUUGAACUCACAACCUCUGGGUUGGGGAGCAACUACGCUACCACUGAACCACACAGCCUCUUUGGUUUGCCAGUUAGUCAUGUUGUGGCCUGGUGCUGAUGAUGAAAGCUGUGCCUGCUCUUAUCUGCCAACACUUUUUGUUUAGAGCGCAUUGAGAUAUCUCAGGAAAUUUUCAAUUAGUCAGAUGCUCACAAGGAUUUCAACCAUAAUGUUGAUACUAGAUCCAAAUAGUAAUCCCUUUCACCUUUCUCUAGGAUUGCGCUGAAGUUUACUGUUCUAGUAUCAGAAGAAAGCUGUGCAAUUGCGACGCGAGAAAAUAAGCGUUAAGGUUACACAACCGUUCCGCAGUCAACACCUUGUGAUGUUGCGUUUAACUGCACAGUGUCUCUUUCUUUGCCAAACAAAAUAAAGCCUUGUAAUAACACUAGCAUCCUUUUUUGUUAACUGCAUUUAGUGCUUGAGCAGGAGCUAGUUUGACUUUUUUUUUUUUUUUACUUGUAUAAGGAAAAUGCAAGUUGGCCUGGUUUUAACAAUGGUGGUCAGUCACGCGCCGGUGCAUCAGCCGCAACGUGAGCCGAGAGAAAGACAAUACUUAUUUGUGUUCGGAGAGACGUGCUGAUGUUUACGUGACUGUCAAAUGGCCGCACUCUUCCUCUUGCUUGCUAUGGCGGCGGUUGCGGAUAACCAUGCAAAUCGGGGGUUACAAAUCACUCGACAUGAUUUACUGUAUUUGUUUCUUGCUUAUAUUUUGUACAAUCUGUGAAAUUCUCUGAAAUUGUUUUCUCCUUGUUUUUAAAGGGUUUAUAUGCAAAAAAUGUUUUGACAAUGUUCUUAAAUAAAGCCUAUUUUGGUACCUCUCUUCUCUAUGCAUUGAUUGACUGAAUUAU
Molecule: messenger RNA, 2615 nt
Organism: Corythoichthys intestinalis (scribbled pipefish)
Lineage: Eukaryota; Metazoa; Chordata; Actinopteri; Syngnathiformes; Syngnathidae
Gene: erlin1
Product: ER lipid raft associated 1
Exons: 12
Coding region: 133-1113 (326 amino acids)
Biological process (GO): SREBP signaling pathway
Cellular component (GO): endoplasmic reticulum membrane; endoplasmic reticulum
Molecular function (GO): cholesterol binding; ubiquitin protein ligase binding
Source: RefSeq, a predicted model, not a curated record